Molecule: messenger RNA, 801 nt
Organism: Nymphalis io (European peacock)
Lineage: Eukaryota; Metazoa; Arthropoda; Insecta; Lepidoptera; Nymphalidae
Gene: Nf-YB
Exons: 5
Coding region: 143-727 (194 amino acids)
Biological process (GO): regulation of transcription by RNA polymerase II
Cellular component (GO): CCAAT-binding factor complex
Molecular function (GO): RNA polymerase II cis-regulatory region sequence-specific DNA binding; protein heterodimerization activity; DNA-binding transcription activator activity, RNA polymerase II-specific
Source: RefSeq, a predicted model, not a curated record
GACAACUAAAGUCGAAUCGAGCUAUUGAUGUUGAUUUCAGAAAAGUCGAUAAAGAAUAUUAUCUUAAUAUUUAAUUACUAUUUUUUUUGUACCGUAUCUUUAUUUAAAUCUUGUUAUUUCUUAAAAUUGAUAUCCUAGUAACAUGGAAGGGGAUGAACUUAGUGGUGAUUUGGUUAGAUUGGAUAAUGGCUUUCUAGUCGAUGAGGAGACUUAUGUUGUAAACUCCGACGAUGUUUUGGAACAAGAAGAAAACAACUCUGAUUCUAAUAGUGGUGGAAAAAAUGCUCCUCUUCGCGAACAGGAUCGAUUUUUACCUAUUGCAAAUAUAGCGAAAAUCAUGAAAAGGGCAAUUCCAGAAAAUGGAAAGAUUGCAAAAGAUGCUAGGGAAUGUGUACAGGAAUGCAUUUCAGAAUUUAUAUCUUUUAUAACAAGUGAAGCAAGUGAUCGUUGUCAGAUGGAGAAAAGGAAGACUAUCAAUGGAGAAGAUGUGUUAUUUGCAAUGAAUGCUCUGGGCUUUGAUAAUUAUGUUGAACCACUGAAGUUGUAUCUUAAAAAGUACAGAGAAAUUGUUUUGUCGCCUGUAACUAUCAGCAAGUUAAAUAAAACAAUAGUCUUAUAUGGAAGUGAUGGAACACAAUGCGUUUCGAGUGAAAAUGAGAAUGAAACACAGACAGAAACUGUUAUAUACAGCUAUCCUAAAGUUAUUGGAGAUUUUACAAUUACUUAAACUUAAUAUGGAACAAUAAAGUGGUGUUAACAUUAAUUCAUAUUUAAGUAACCAAUAAAGGUUUAGAUAGAAAC